Molecule: messenger RNA, 2068 nt
Organism: Symsagittifera roscoffensis
Lineage: Eukaryota; Metazoa; Xenacoelomorpha; Acoela; Convolutidae
Product: protein downstream neighbor of son homolog
Exons: 1
Coding region: 22-1833 (603 amino acids)
Biological process (GO): nuclear DNA replication
Cellular component (GO): nucleus
Source: RefSeq, a predicted model, not a curated record
GUUGGUUUGUCAUUGUUGAAUAUGACUACUCCUGAAAAGAAUUCUUUCUCGCCGGCUUUUAAAAAAUCAAUUACGCCAGGCAAAUCACCUAAGCGUUUCCUUUACUCACCCAGCUGGAAAAACAGGCGCUUCAAAGUUCGCAACCCGAAAGUCAAAUCGAACCUCGUCGUUUUCCAAUCUCAGACUUCUCAGUUUAUUUCCUCCGAACCCGAAAAAGAAAAUGAUUCGAACUUUUCGAAUAGUCAGCCAGCUGCAGGGUUCACAAAAAUUGCGACAAAGCGUAAAAACCCGUUCAGUUGUCUUUCAUCAAACACGAAAAGACAUUGUGACGAAGCUUAUGGAUUAUCAAACACAGCUGAUGAUUUAAAAACAAGAGAUAAAAAUUUGACCGGACAAGAAGCGCAAUUAGAAGUACCUGAAGAUCCGAGUCUCAGGCCGCCGACAUCGCCGAGUUUAUUUGACGACGAGUCGCCAAAAGCCGAACGGAAGAACCGUGUCUCUUUUAGUAGUGACGUCAGUUCACAGCCUGUAUACUCUUUACCUGUUUCAUGUCAGCAGUUUGUAUACAAAAGGAGCGAUUCUAAACUGGAUCAAAAUGCAGCGAAGACAUACAGAACAGUUGAACGAUUACCGAGACAUCUCACUUUGAGAAGCAAAGUUAAAAUUAUAUCUGCAAGUAGUUUAUAUCACCUGAAAAAGGCGACACAUGUCUUGGAACCAUGUCUGGACGUUAGUUUGGAAUCAGAUCGAGAACUGGCCGACCACUGCGCUUACUGGAUGCACCCGUACAUACCAUGGCUGAAACUUUUUCCCCGCUACACCUCUAAAGCGGCAGUCAAAGAUGCCCAAAACACGUCGUUUUUAACCGAUGCUCUUAAUAAUGACAUCUUCUCAGCAUGGAAUGUUAGCUUCCAAAGUGCCUAUGAUUUGCUACGCAGUGGUAACUUAGAAUUGUUCUUUUUGUGUUCUUCUAAUAUGACAAUGUGUUUCGAAAGCUUUUGUCGUGAGUCGCAGGGUAAUUUGAACUCCAAAAACGUUCCGAUUAAAAUCCACAUUGUACCGACCACGAACGGAUUCCGCGAUACGUUGUUCAAGCAAAAAAUCAAAUUUUCGAAGCCGUAUUUGGAUGAUAUGGUAUCAGGUCAGAAACUCGAGCCUUUACGUGCAUGUUCAUCUGCUACGAAUCUAAAAGAGGCGUCAUUUUCAAGUGAAGGGAAAUUGGAAGAAAAUGAUUGCUUUGAAAGUAAUACGAAUGACCUUGAUUGUUCGCGUGAGGAUCCUGAAGAUUUGCUACAAGACCAAGCUUCGUGUCAGGACUGGCUCAACGUACUGGGCUGUGAAAAAGUUCAAGUCUCAUCUCAGAAAUCGACACAAUCUUUUGAAAACGAGAAUAAAUACGAUUAUACUAAGCAAUCUGCGAUCGUAAUUAGCUCGGAUUCUGUUCACCAGUUUUUCAACUUUUUGCUGAAUUUCAAAUCGUUGAUACCUUCAAGUGGAGCUCUUGCAGGGUUGCCCCCAACUAUUCUAUCCUGUAAGCCAUUUUCAGGAGCCACGCUCCAACAGCUGAACUUGAAAGUUAAAGAUUACAAGGCGAACUUCAAAGAUGUUAAAGAAAGGCGUAAAGAGUAUUCGUUCGAAAUUUACAAUGGACCAAUUUUACCGAGCGUGUUCAACACACUGAUUCACAAAAUCAGAGAUAAAUUAAACUCAAGUGUGAAAUUUGAAUGUCAUUCAACGUUUGCUGAAAACUCCGACGCAUUUGACAAAGAUAGCUUAGUUCCGCCUGUAUUUGAAUGCAUCGAGAAAAACUUUUUGUUGCCAAAUGAAAAGUAACUUGCAACUGAUUUCAGUUUAAAGAAUUUGGAUUAGAUUUGGAAGUUUAAUUUCUUUUUGCAUGGUGGAAUUGUUUUAGGGUAAUAGUAAUUCGUUUUGGUGCUGAUAUUUUGUGGAUAUAAAUUAAUUGUCUCCUUACAAUUUUAUUCUGCUAAGAUUUUGAGCGUGAACGCGAACUGAGUUGGCUCAGCAUUUUUUGAAAUUGAUGAUUUGAACUUGCAGAUGCGAGAACAUG